AUGAGUUUGCCCGCUGCGUGCGACGUGCUUGUUGUCGGCAGCGGCAAUGCUGGCUUCGCUGCCGCCCUUUCGGCCUCUCAGUCAGGGGCAAAGAGGAUCUUACUCAUCGAUAAGUGUCCCGAAUCCUGGGCGGGCGGGAAUUCUUAUUUUACUGCUGGAGCAUACCGGACCGUUCAUCAUGGCCUAAACGACCUCUUGCCCAUCGUGAACAAUGUGGACGCAGAGCUAGCGGGAAAGAUCGAUCUGGAUCCCUACACGGAGAAGGACUUUUCUGAUGAUAUGCACCGUAUCUGUGGGGGCAGAUCAAACCCCGAGCUCUCCACGGCUCUAAUCAAAGAUUCCAAUUCGGCCAUCAAAUGGCUGGCUCAGAAUGGAGUCAGGUUUCAGCUCUCAUUCAACAGACAAGCCUACGAGGUCAACGGUCGAUUCAAAUUCUGGGGCGGGCUACACCUCAAGACUCAGGACGGAGGUAAAGGUCUGAUCGAAGACUACCUCCAGAUGGCGCGGCGGCAGAAGAUUGCGCUCUCCUUCAACACCGCUCUGACCGGUCUGUCGGUAGAGGCCAAUGGCAGGGUCAAUGCAACCGUCCACCGAGACCGAAAGGAACACACCAUCAAGGCUGGGGCCGUGAUUCUUGCCGCGGGAGGCUUCGAAGCAAGCCCGCGUCUACGGUGCCAGUACCUAGGUCCUGGAUGGGAUAUGGCUCUGGUGCGUGGGACGCCCUUCAACACGGGCGACUGUCUGGAAAUAGCUAUGAGAGACGUCUCUGCUCUAGCAGCUGGGAACUGGAGCGGAUGCCACUCGGUUGCGUGGGAUGCCAAUGCGGACCCCAACACUGGCGAUCGACUGGCAUCGAACGAAUAUACAAAAUCCGGAUACCCUCUCGGUGUCAUGAUCAACACGCAAGGGAAGCGGUUUGUGGACGAAGGAGUCGAUCUCCGGAACUACACUUAUGCCAUAUUUGGUCGUGCGAUCCUCGCCCAGCCCGAGAGCGUGGCGUUCCAAGUAUGGGACUCUCGCACGAGCCCUUGGUUGAGAACCGAGGAAUACCGGGAGGAGCGCGUGGAGAGAAUCACCGCCAAUACCAUCGAGGAACUGGCCGACAAAUGUGCGCAACGGGGACUGCGCAACCGCGAGAGCUUCAUCAGUACAUUGCGGGAGUACAACGAAGCUGUCUAUGCUCAUCGGCAAGAGCACCCCACGGCGACCUGGAACCCGGCCAUCAAAGACGGGCUCUCGACACAAUCCUCCACUAAGAAACUGGCGCUGGCCAAGUCGAACUGGGCGCUUCCAAUCGACCAAGGGCCAUUCCUCGCUGUCAAAGUCUCUUGUGGAGUGACAUUCACAUUCGGCGGGUUGUCUGUGAACCCGGAGACGGCGCAGUUGAAGAGUGCAGUGACCCGGGAGGGCAUACCGGGGGUGUAUUGCAUUGGCGAAAUGCUUGGAGGGCUGUUCUAUUCCAACUACCCCGGCGGGAGUGGCCUCACUUCAGGCGCGGUGUUUGGACGCCGGGCGGGCAAAGCGGCUGCUCAAUGGGCUGCGAGAUCGUCUCUACAAACCGGACAGUUGGCGAAGCUGUAG
Molecule: messenger RNA, 1581 nt
Organism: Cladophialophora immunda
Lineage: Eukaryota; Fungi; Ascomycota; Eurotiomycetes; Chaetothyriales; Herpotrichiellaceae
Product: precorrin 3B synthase CobZ
Exons: 1
Coding region: 1-1581 (526 amino acids)
Source: RefSeq, a predicted model, not a curated record